AUGCUAUUCAGAAAAUCAGAAAAAGCAUUCUAUAGAACUUUUAAUAAUCAAAAUGCCGAAUUAAAUAUUGCCUACCCUACUGAAGAAGUAACAGAGCAAUUUUGGAGGGAGCAGCUUGCCACUUCCACAACUUACAACACUCAAGGCAGCUGGAUUGAUGAAGAAAUUAAUGCAGCAGAAGACUACAAUUCCAUGCAAUACCAACCUUUUACUGUGACUGAAAUAUCAGAAAUAAUUAAAGGAUUACAUAACUGGAAAACACCAGGCCCUGAUUCCAUUCAAAAUUAUUGGCUUAAAAAGCUAUGGUGCACACAUGAAGCUUUAACAUCUUUAAUAAACGAAAUUAUGAUUCAUCCUGAGAAGCUACCGCUUUUUCUGACACCAGGCAAUACGUACCUUAUCUUAAAAGAUCCUAAUAAUAGCGAAAAUCCAGCCAACUAUCGCCCUAUAACUUGCCUCCCAAGGUUGUAUAAGUUGAUGACAUCUUGUAUUACUAGUAGGCUGUACGAGUAUUGUGAGCAGAAUAACAUCAUUGCUACUCAACAGAAGGGCUGCAUGAAGAAUUCGAUGGGGUGCAAAGAGCAAAUAGUAAUCGACGCUAUUAUCUAUGAUUUGAAGCUGAUGGGAGCUACUAAAAACCAACUGGAGCAAAUGCUGAAAAUAGUAGAAGAGUUCUCUGAGGACAUAGGAAUGAGUUUUGGAAUGAACAAAUGUCGUAUUCUUAAUAUUGUGAGAGGUAAAUUGGCACAUGACGAAUUCGAACUUCAUAAUGGGGAAGCUAUUAAGGCGAUGAAGAAUGGAGACACCUAUAAGUAUCUCGGAAUAAAGCAGGCCCGUAAAAUAGAACAUAGGGCAAUGAAGGACGACCUUACGGCGUUUAACUCAUAUGCAUGCUCCGUGCUUGGUUACUCUUUUGGAAUAGUAAAAUGGAGUAAAACCGAUCUAGUAAACCUUGAACGUAAGAUCAGAACUACACUCACAAAAGCACAAAAACACCAUCCUAAAAGCUCAGUUGAACGAGUAACUUUGCCACGAUCACAAGGGGGACGAGGAUUAGUAGAUAUAUGCAAACAAUUGGAUCAACAAAUAACGAAUCUUCGAGCUUACUUUCACAGAGAAGCAUUAACUUCAACUUUGCAUAAAGUAAUAUGCGCAGCAGACGACUCAACUCCCCUCCUGUUGAACCAACAUGAAAUUCAAACGCACCAUCAAACUAACGAGGAAAAGAUGCAGAUAUGGAAAGAAAAGCCCUUGCAUGGGAGGCACAUCAAUGAUGCUGAUCAAGAUACUGUCGAUACUUUGGCGUCGAACUAUUGGUUAGUAUCGGGACAGUUGUUUCCUGAAACCGAGGGCUUCGUAAUGGCUAUCCAGGACCAGGUAAUCGCAAGCCGAAACUACCUAAAGUAUAUUGUGAAAAAUACGACAAUCGAAAAUGACAAGUGCCGAUACGGAUGCCAAACAGCGGAAACCAUACAACAUAUCAGAGGCGGAUGUCAGAUGUUUUCUGCAACCGAAUAUAAAGCGAGACACGAUUCUGUAGCGAAAAUAUUACAUCAGGAACUAGCUAUCAAAUACCAACUACAGCAAGCGGAAAAACUCCCGUAUUAUAAAUAUGUUCCAGAAACAAUUUUAGAAAACAAAAACUAUAAAAUGUAUUGGGAUAGAACCAUCCUUACAGAUCAUACAGUAAAUCAUAAUAGACCGGACAUCCUAUUAAUCGAUAAGGCUAUGAAAAAUGUAAUCAUCCUCGACUUGGCCAUUCCUAACAACAACAAUUUGGGUAGCAAGCAUUGUGAAAAGAUUGCCAAAUACCGAGAUCUCCAGGAACAAAUUAAAAAACAGUGGAAAAUAGAGACCAUAAAAACGAUCCCGAUAAUUGUAUCAACAACGGGCCUUAUCCCAAAACAACUAAAGAAGAAUAUUAGUGAGUUGGGGCUCAACGAAAAUUUAUAUAAAAGUAUGCAAGAAGCAACCUUGCUGGCGACCGCGCGAACAACUAGGAAAUAUUUAGGUAACCCAUCUAAACCUCAAGAACCCUAUACCAUAGAAAGGGUUCCCACCGAGCUCAAUCCCUCUGAUAUCUAA
This is a messenger RNA of Sitophilus oryzae (rice weevil), 2085 nucleotides long. RefSeq lists its product as uncharacterized. The record is from RefSeq and is a predicted model, not a curated record. Bases 1 to 2085 code for a protein of 694 amino acids. The transcript is spliced from 3 exons. NCBI's taxonomy places the organism in Eukaryota, Metazoa, Arthropoda, Insecta, Coleoptera, Curculionidae.